This is a messenger RNA of Mytilus trossulus (common blue mussel), 2571 nucleotides long. RefSeq lists its product as uncharacterized. NCBI's taxonomy places the organism in Eukaryota, Metazoa, Mollusca, Bivalvia, Mytilida, Mytilidae. The record is from RefSeq and is a predicted model, not a curated record. Bases 177 to 818 code for a protein of 213 amino acids. The transcript is spliced from 6 exons.
AUAGUGAAUAGAGACACAUCUAUCGAAUAUUCUCAGAAUUUAAUCCCCGGCAUAUAUUAAUAUUACUGUAACCAUGGUUGUGGGUGCUGUGACAAAGGAAAAUAAUGAACAUUUAAAACAAUACAAUUAUCAACAUGAAAAGAAAUCUAACUGUAUAAUGAGUAUACAUUAGAGACAUGACAGACCUCAAGCAAUGUUGGAUGACACUUAGUCGUGACCGCCUUGGGGUAUCUGAGGAGAAAACAUUUAAUUGGUGGAAACAUAUUCAGUCUCACUACAGCGAGUGCCACAGAUAUUAUCACACACUGAAUCAUUUGAUAGAAAUGUUUGACCAUUUCAACGGAUAUAAAACCACCCUGUCAGAACCUGACUUAGUGUCAUUAGCAAUAUUCUUUCAUGAUAUUAUUUAUGAUCCUAAGAAGAGUGACAACGAAGAGAGAAGUGCUGAUUUCUUUGUUCAAUAUACAACAGAAUGCGAGGUUAAUCUGAAAGAAGAGGAAAUAAGCAAGGUCAAGGACUGGAUUCUUUUGACGAAAACCCACCAGGUUAAAGAUGAAGGAUCAGAAGACUAUCAUUAUUUUCUAGAUAUUGAUAUGGCCGUACUGGGAAGACAAGACAAAGGUUACAAAGAAUACGCAGAUCAGAUAAGGGAGGAAUAUAAACACGUACCUGAGAAGGAAUAUAAAACAAGAAGAUCAAAGGUUUUGUCCAAUUUCUGCAAAAGAGAUAGAUUAUAUUCAACAAAGGAAUUCUUUGAUAGUUAUGAUAAUCAAGCUAAAGAAAACAUGGGAAAGGAAAUUGCAAUCUUAACAGAAUAAAAUAUUUUUUAUCUACCUGAACAUAUCAUUAUACAGUGAAAUUGUAUUAAGUAUCAUGAAUACAAAUAAUAAAGGUUGCCUAAUUAACAAUUCCAUGCAAACACGAUGAAGUACAAGUUAAUAGUUAUCAAAGGUACCAGGAUUAUAAUUUAGUACGCAAUCAAAUCUGAAUAACAAACUAAAACCAAGGGAAACACAUCAACUAUCAGAGGAAAACACUUGGCGUAUUUACAAAAUUUAGUCUAUCGAGUUUAUUUACAACCACUGGGUCGAUGCCACUGCUGGUGGAGAUUUAUUUCCCUAAGGGCAUCACCAGCCCAAGAGUCAGCACUUUUUGUGCUGACAUGAACUAUCAAUGAUAUGGUUAUAUUUAUAAAAGAGGGACGAAAGAUACCAAAAAGACAGUCAAACUCAUAAAUCUAAAACAAACUGACAACGCCAUGGUAAAAAAUUAAAAAAAACGCUCAGAUCAAAAUAUUUAUAUAGCCAAACAAGUGCAAAGUUUCAAAGCACCGAGGAUCCAAAAUUCCAAAAAAUUGUGCCAAAUACGGCUAAAAUUUUGCCGAUUCCUGGGAUAAGAAAAUCUUUAGUUUUUCGAAAAUUCAAAGUUUUGUAAACAGGAAAUUUAUAAAAAUGACCACAUUAUUGAUAUUCAUGUCAACACCGAAAUGCUGACUACCGGGCUGCUUAUACCCUCGGGGACGACACUCCACCAACAGUGGCAUCGACCCAGUUGUGUAAAUAGCUAUCAAGGUAUACCAUGAUUAUGCUUAAACACGCCAGAUGCGCGUUUCGUCUACAUAAGAUUAAUCAGUGACGCUCACAUUAAAAUAGUUAUAAAGCCAAACAAGACUGAUAUACAAAGUUAAAGAGCACCGAUGACCCAAAAUUCUAAAAAAUGGUGCAGAGUACGACUAAGGUUAUAUAUUCCUGAUAUAUAUAGAACUGGAUCUUAAAAAAAGACUGGAUUGGUACAGGACAUUUUAAAAAUCAAAGUGAGUGAAAUCAAUUAUUGAAAGAUUGGGAGAGUAGUUUGAAAAAUGCCAAACUGUAUUUAAGUAUAAUGUGGACAAAACCAUCAUAAGUAUAGCACUAGUGCUAACAAUUGUAUUUAAGCAUGGUGUGAACAAAACGAACAUGAGUGAAUCACUAGUGCUUAUACUAGUAAUUAAGUAUGGUGUGGACAAAGCGAACAUUACAUCUACCUAUAUCUAUUAUCAUAGCACUAGUGCGAACAUUAGUAUAGCACUAUUGCAGACAUUCGCAUUUACUACAGGUCUUUAGAAGGAAAAGCAUUUUUCAGUAGAUAAAAUGAGCUAAAUAUAAAACAGUGAGAUUAGGUGAACAAUUUCGUUUAAAUUUCAAUUAUAUCCUAACCAUAUUAUGUUCUCUGUUGUAAGUUUCACAUUUUUACAUUUUUAUCUCCAGAAACAAAAGAAAUUACAAUAGACAGAUUCUUCUUAUCCUUGUAAAACAUGGCAUCAACAAAUAAUCAUUAAAGUAAGAUCUUUAUUGUCUUUAAAAAUUAUCUCAAAGUUGUAUUGGGUUAUCCUAUAUAAAUAAAGAAUAUUAUUGCAUAGCAAUUAACACAAUAUUUCCCAUAGAAAGUAACCAAAAGUUAGCGUGCAAUAAAUCUCCGAAACUCAUGAUGUCAACAACGACAAAAUCUUAGUUUAAACCAAUUUUUACUUUCAAAUAUUAUUUUGCGAUACACUUAUAGGGUUAUUGCAUGAAAUACUGGAAAUAUUGUCCC